Folsomia candida is the source of this 2084-nucleotide messenger RNA. RefSeq lists its product as uncharacterized. The transcript has 4 exons. Bases 785 to 1783 code for a protein of 332 amino acids. The record is from RefSeq and is a predicted model, not a curated record. NCBI's taxonomy places the organism in Eukaryota, Metazoa, Arthropoda, Collembola, Entomobryomorpha, Isotomidae.
CGACUUAAUAUAUGCCACCAAACCUGAACUUGUCAUAUGUUUCAUCAAAUUCUAAAAGUUCAUUUAUCCACAGUAACUAAAAUUUUUCAAAAUUUUUCAAAAAUGCCCCGCAGUGCUGGCAAUUGCGAGCCCCGCAAUGAAAAUUUAUCUCGCGAUCCAUUUUUUCAUUUCCAAACAUUUGUCAACCAAAUUGUAGAAGAAUAUCAGGAAUUUAAAAAUACAAAGUCUACAAUUCCCGAAGAAAGAGAGCUCAUCUUGAUUGAGAAACUAAUCCGCAGUAUCAAAAAAUAUGAUUAUUCUUUUGAAUGCAAAUGUUUGCAACAUAUCAGGAACAAAGUGAUGGUGACUGAGGGCGACCAUUGGAUCCCGUUUGCUUGGGUUUGCAGCAAAAUACUUCGCCACAGCAAUGGUCCGAAUCAAAGGAGUCCCGUGUUGUUUAAAAUAUUGUACAAAUUUUGUAUGGAACAUCGAGCCUCGGCGCUACUCGAGCUACAUAAAAUUAUGAUUAUGAUUCAACACUCAAACAUAUUUGGUCCACUUGACCAAGAAGAAUUCAUCGUACAGGUUGGAAGAUUGAAAAUACGGUUAACCUUGGAUGAAAUUAUCAUCAACCGAGCGAAGGAAUUCUCAGCAAGAAUCGUAAAUUUGGGCGAUAUUGAUCGAGCCGUGUUUGGAACAAACCCUGUCGACAGACCAAGCCAUCCAAACCUGCUAUUUCAAAUUUGACCUAUUCCGUCAACAUAGGAACCAGUUGAGGGAGCAUAUUAAGUCUGGACUGAGCCUGAUGGAGGUGCCUCGACUGAUCCAGGAGAUGGUAGACACUAUUCCUGUAGACGUUCUUACAGAUGAGGAAACAAUGCCCUUGCUGUUGAGAGUACUCAAUAAAACUCCUCGCUCCUCACCGUUAGGCGUUGUUGAUGCCUUGGCCUUCCUCUGGGUUUACGUCGGCCUUUUGGUGAAAAAAGGAAAUGCGAUUGGAGAGAAAGAGACUGUCACGAGAUAUGUGAUUAAUGUUAUCAACAAUUUUUUCAGAAUAGUUGUACGUUCUGAUAAGCACAAGAAGAAUAUGGAGCACAUCCUCAACCUUUAUAACGCAGUAAAAACACUACACAAGCCACCCACCGCAGGAGAAGAGUUGUACUUCGAGUUGCCAGAAUUCAUUCUAACGGGACCUUAUCUAAAUGAGAACUUGGAAUUGGAAGAUAUCAGUUACGUUCCGGAAGAAUUUUUCAAGAACAUGUGCAUCAAUUCGAAUGUAAAUGUAGUCUCUGACGCCAUCGACACCCUCACCAGUUCAACAUCAGAGAAAAAGAAGAAGCGAAAAGCGAUAGAGCAAUCGCAGCCUGAUGACGCCACAACAUCUUCACAAAUUAAAGAAGAAAGCGAUGACGAAAUAUGUUUGAUCCCACCCACAAUCGAAGAAGACGACGCCAACACGUCAAAUAUUCCUGCUUCUGAUGGCCCCUCGUUCAUCACCGACCCAAAUAUCGUGGUAAAUAUGAACCCCACGCUCUUUCCUUCCGACAACACACUUGGUUGGUCAGCCCGAAGUCUUCUUCCCUCAAAGAGGACAAAGAAAUCCACAUCACGUGAAGAUUUUCUUCCCCACGAUAAUUCUCCUCCUCCGAUAAUCCCCCCAAAUUGUGCAGAAACUAUUCUUCCCAUCGAUUUCACCCAGGACGACUACGCCCAACAAAUGUUUGCUCAUAAUUAUUAUGCUCAAGGGAUCAAAAUGAUUGAUGGGCUGCGUCGAGUCGUAUUUUAUCACAACGUGAAUAAUUAAUGUUUUAAUGUUUGUCUAAAUAUCUGCCUAACAGUCUGAACGUAUCGUACAUACGCUUAUUAUAUUAAUUUGUCAUUAAUAAUUUAUUCAUGGUGCAUAUAGGAGAAGAAGGAUAGGAGAAGGAUAGAAGAAUAGAAGAUUCUCACUUUAUGAAAGUAUUAACCUUACCCGGACCAGUUAUUUCCUUAGAUUCAGUUUAGAAUUAUAGUAAUCCCAUUGUUUAAUAAUAAGAAAAUGUUUGUUUUUUUGCAAACUGUGAGCAAUGAUAUUGUACUGUACAAUAAACCUAUGUUCCAAGUUA